Molecule: messenger RNA, 7341 nt
Organism: Nothobranchius furzeri (turquoise killifish)
Lineage: Eukaryota; Metazoa; Chordata; Actinopteri; Cyprinodontiformes; Nothobranchiidae
Source: RefSeq, a predicted model, not a curated record
GAUGUCACUUUAAAAGUUUUCCUUUUAAGUAUUUUCUUAACUUUUAAUUUUAUCGUUAACUUAUAGUUUACUGUUUAUUACAGGAAACCUUUAAAAUGCACAUGCAGGUUUUUUUUAUUUGAUCUUAUCAGAAUGAUUCGAAGAGGGAAGUCAGAUUUAUAAGAAAAGCUCUUCCUUUAAAAGUUUCAUAAUGUCACCACUAAUUAAAUGAUAACACAUUUGCAAUUACACAUUUAUUUAUACAGAUAUUGUCAUGGAAAUGUAUUUUUAUUGAAAAUAGCUUCCAGAAAAAGCAGAAGGUUUUCAUCAUUUCUGAGAAUGAAUUCAAUGACAUGGAGUGUUGUCACACAUUCACACUUAGUCACAUAGAGCUUCAGUGUGGUUUGAACAUCAUCAGCAUUAAAGAUCCGUUCUGAUAAGCUCCCUUAAUCUGUAUGUGGUUCAAAAAUAAAAUCAUCACAUACAUAUAAUAAUACGUAGAUGUCUCUCAGACCGAAAAUGUACAGAAAGUGUUUGUUUCCUGUUUGUUUCUGAACAGUUUAACUCAUCCUAACCCGACUUCUGUUUUUUUUUCAGAGAGAGACCAAGUUUUCUGUCUUGUGUGAAACUAUUUAUAAACAUUUCUAAAUAUUCUUUGCUAAUUUGCUAAAAUUGUAGUUUGUGCUAAUUGUGUUCAGCCUUUUUUCCCCCCGAGACCUCUCUUGUAAACACUGCUGCAGCUACACGUAAAGUCUCCGAGAGGAGACAGUAAUGAGAAUCCCAUUUGAUCUGUUUCUAUCCAAAUGAACCACAGCCAUCCACAGAUUCUUAAUGAACAUGUGGAUUUGGACUUUCACACUUUGAUACGCAACGAGCUUCACAUCUAACUGAAGAUACUGAUCGGAUUUUUUUUGUGUCCCAACAGAUUUUAAUGAAGACGUCCAGAUAAAACUCCACCUGCUCCACCGUCAUCAUGGUUUUUUAUACACCUAUAGGUCAAUAAGUGUGUGGUGUGAAAACAUGUCUGAGUUGUGGACAUUUUUGGCAGCAGCUCCCCCAAACGUCCAUCAUUCCUCUCUGUCUCCAUCUCUUCCACCCCUGUCUUUCAGGAACCAUGGAAAUCACCCCCCUGCCAAGGUCUCUGGUCUGAUAAACAUCACUCGUUUAUUGAACAGCUGCAGAUAUGGCUUUAAAAAUGUAACCUCCCCUCACACGGGUCCACCCCAGGUUACCUCCCCUAAUCUUGCAUUCCAGACCCAGGUGGCCUCGUUUCAGUAUCCCCAAUCCCAGGUAACCUCCCCUCAUCUGCAGACGCCCCCCUCCCACCUUUUCUAUCAGCCCCAUACGACCUCUCCUCACCUCCCUUUACCCAAGGUUUACUCUCCUCAAUACCUAGCUCCACCUCAGGUAAACUCCCCUCCCCUCCCUGACCCCCGUGCAUCCUCUCCUGGUCUCGGAUCCCAACACCAGAACCUUCUCUACAACCAGAAUCCUGACUUAGAUUAUCCAAACUGGACUAGGUGUGAGCCCACCUCUGACCUUUCGUGUCUCCAGAAUGGUUUUGGGUUUUCCUACCAGCAGAACCAGACAGCAGCUCAUAUGGACCUCCACCUCCAGGACCAGACCCAGUUUGGCACUGGUGAGACUGCUCACAGGGACGAGCUGGAGAACACAAACAAACUCUAUGGCUCUCAUGCAGGUCAUGUCAGCAGCACGUUUGAGCAGAGCGACAUACAUGAGCUGGGUCAGCACACCUGGAUCCCGUCCCAGGUACAGUGCUCACCGCUGGGCUCCCCAUCUGCAGGAGGUACCGAAUGGAGAUGGAGCUCGACCGAGUUAAGCUCAGCGUCUGCUGAGGACUUCCCAAACAACCAUUUCUUCAGUGAAAGUUACAACGAAAACAACAACCAACAGCCGUUCAGUAGCCCAUCGACCCCAGGUCCAAGUCCUCACUACCCCCUAACCCCAGCUGUCUCCAGUCCAGGUCCUCAAAUCCAUCCCAGGACAGUUUUUACAAAACAGCCAAAUGAUAAUCACACCUCAGAUUAUUGUCUUAAUGAGCCCAGCAGCUUUUUCAUGCCCCCUGGUCUUGGACUAAUUCAUCAGACAAGCCAGCAGCAGCUGAUGACACAAACAACACAGACUCAGGAUCUGAAGAGCUUCCUGAAAGCUGCUGAGACCAGCUCGUCUUCUCAGGAGAGAGGACAGAGUCUGGGUCAUCCUGCUGGGCUCACUCAUAAGGAAGAAGGAGGAGGAAGAAGGAAAGGCUCAAGGAAACGAGACCAGGAUCCACUGGACUGGAACUGGGUAAAAAGAAUAAAACCUGAAAAAAGCACAGAAGCUCUAAAUUCCAGAUGCAGAUUGCUGUGUGUGGUGUGUAACCGUGAAUUCAAGAGCCUGCCAGCAUUAAACGGCCACAUGCGCUCCCACAGUGGCUCCAGGUCACCUAAGCGCCCCAAAAAGGAGACCUCCCCACCCACACCCAGUCAGGUCUCCAUCCCUGUCCACCGGAAAGGGACGUCUGGACUGAAGGGGUGCAGCCUCCUCCCUCUGUCCAACAGAGGAGCUGCUCUCUAUCACAGCCUGAUGAGGCAAAAGGAGAAGGAGGAGGCUAAACCUGUGGCCAACAAGGUGGCUAAAACAGCUGAUUAUGGUCAGUACACCCCUCCCCUGAUGCUGUGUCCUCAGAGGGAGGGGCCAGGGCUAUACUGCUCCCUCACCACCAGGAGGCAGCAGAGAGCACAGACGGUUCAGCUGUACAAUGAAUUAGGUGAUCUUGUUGCCAUAACAACAUCCUGUCCUCCAUCUGGACAGUUAGCAUGGGGAACCAUCGCACCACGGAUCAAUUUAGGGCGGAGCUUCCAGGCAGAGAUCCCGCCUUUACGAGAUGAAAAGUAUGCUCAAACCGACUCCCACAAUGCUCUGCUGCUGUGGAUGCCAUGUGAUGAACUGGAAAAUCCUGCCAGUCAACAGAGAAUCGAGUUUCUGCUGAAAAUGGUUCAGUCCAGUGUGGUACCAGAGUCCCAGGCCGGCCCAGAACAUGCCCUGCAACUCCUAUCAGAGAGCAAAGGAGACUUUCUGCUGACGGUGGAGACUCUGUUGGAACCUCCUGAAACCUCCAACAACCAGACAGGAGUCAGAUGGAGCUCAGCAGAGAAAAAGCUGUUGAUGAAAUCCUUCCAACUCCAUCAGAAGGACUUCAGCAGGAUCCAGAGGAGUGUCCGGACCAAGUCCCUGUCCAACUGUGUUGAGUUUUAUUAUCUGUGGAAGAAGAAGCUGAGUCUGAACAUGAAGACCCGUGCCGAGCUGACCUUCACUCAGCCGGACGUGAUGGGAGAAAAGAAUGUGUAAAUCUCAGGAGAUCUCAGAUGAAGCAACGGACCACCAACAUGUCGAGCUACACACUACGUGGCAACAUAAGCACACAGAUUAAAAUUUCACCAGAACAACUUUAACUGGGGUCAUGCUUGCAAAAGUAACCGUAACGUUAGACGUGCUGUUGGACUCAGGAGUCAAUUCCUAAACCUUCACCAGGACUUCUUUGUUCUGAUUCUGCAGUAAAGCUGUUUGAUACUUUUGUACAAAGUUCUGUCUUUAAUAAUAAUAAUAAUAAUGCAUUGAACUUACAUAGCGCUUUUCUAGACACCCAAAGACACUUUCACACACUCUCACAUUCACACACUGCUACUUGUAGCCACAGCCGCCCUGGGGAGGUCUGACAGAGGCGAGGCUGCCAUUUGGCGCCGUCGGCCCCUCUGACCACCACUAACACAGGCAAGUUGGGUGAAGUGUCUUGCCCAAGGACACAGCAGCAGGAUACCCCUGGCGGGAGCUGGAAUCGAACCCAUGACCCUCCGAUCAUGAGGCAACCCGCUCUACCACCUGAGCCACUGCUGCCCCUUUAAUUGUGACGUCUAAUAAAACAACACGAGGACAUCUGAACACUAGUCCAGGACUCUGUUCUGAGAAGAGCUACAGCAUCAGUGAUGUUAGGAUAUUGUUUUUUUUCCCCAUAAUCCUCCCAGUCUUUGUCUUUGUUUUUGGGGCCUGAAGCUGAAAUAAGCAGUGCUUAUUACUGCCUUUAAAUAAUAUUUAAAAAACACACGAAAGGCCUUGAGCUGACUGAAAAAAUACAGUUUGGUUCAGUUUGGCUGUUAAACGCAGGCCAACACUCAUUCUUUCUAACAAUGCAACAGAUGUGUUUGAGGCUGGUAGUCCAAAGGACCUGGAUCAGGAAGAGAUCACGGUUCUGAUUAGAUCAGACCAAACCCGGGUCCAGAGUCAAAGCUAGUGUUCAACCUCUGAAGAACAACAUGAUCUUGAAAAUCUGGGACCAGGCCAGCAGGUGCAUGGUCAGAACCACCAAGAUCCAGGUCAUCUAGUAGUAUUCAGAAACUAUUUGAGGUCAGAGACAGUCAGAAUGACUUAAAAAGAAAAAGAUGAGGACGAAUAUAAAACAGAUGUGUUUCUGUUAGAGGAGUUAAUUUGUGGAACAGUUAUGAAAAUGACUUAAAAAGGUUUAGCUCGCUCUGUGUUUAAAAAUAGGUUGAAAAGUAGAUUAUUAGAAGAAUAUAUAAAAGACGAAUGAAAGGUACAAGAUCAUGGUAUUGAAACUUUGGUCUUGUUAUGUAUAUUUCUAUUAUAUGUAUGAAAUGAGUCUAAUGUAUGCGUUUAUCUAAGGUGGAAAGCUACUUUAAUCUUGUUUAGGUUUUUUGUUUACAUAUGUCUGGCUCUUCCCAUUGGUGUUAAGCCUUAUGUAUAUGAACUAUGUGAAAAAGUAGUUUGCUUUCUUAGGCCUAGUCCACAUGUAGCCGGGUCUUUUUAAAAACGAAUGUCCGCCCCUCAAAAAACUUGCAUCCACACCACCUCGUUUUAAAACAAAACUCUGUCCACACAUAUCCGGAUAAAUACGUUGUUAAGGACAUGCCAGACCUGUAGGCGGCAGUACUUCCCCCUUUCUUAACCUCGUCCUUCGUCUGUGGUCUUCCGCAAGGAGCAGUAAUUCCACUUGCAAAAACAAACAAGCAAAAAGCGCUUGGACAAUUGAUAAAGCUGGGACUAAAAUGGACCUCAGUCAGGUGUGCCCCAGGGCUCUGUCCUGGGGCCCCUCCUCUUCAUAGUAUACCUCCUCCCUAUCGGCAAAAUCUUCCGCAAAUUCAAUAUCCAGUUUCACUGCUUUGCGGAUGACACCCAGCUCUACAUUUCCAGUAAGCCCAACUCAACUCUCCCACCAUCCUCCCUUACACUCUGACUCUCUGAAAUCAAAUCAUGGUUCACCUCUAAUUUCCUCAAACUCAACGGCAAUAAAACUGAACUUCUUCUAGUUGGCACUAACUCCACCCUCUCAACAUCUGACAGCUUUUCUUUAACUAUUGACAGCGCCAUAGUCUCCCCCUCCCCUCACGUCAAGAGUCUGGGUGUCAUUCUUGACAGCUCACUUUCUUUUCAAGCUCACAUUAAUAACAUAAUUCGGUCAGCAUACUUCCAUCUACGUUCCAUAAACCGUCUCCGUCCCUCACUGACCCCUCACACUGCUGCCAUUCUCGUCCACAGCCUCGUCACCUCCCGUAUCGACUAUUGCAAUUCACUUCUUUAUGGUCUCCCCAACAAACUCCUUCAUAAACUGCAAAUGGUCCAGAAUUCAGCAGCCCGUAUUAUCACCAGAACCCCUUCCUUUCACCACAUCACCCCGGUUCUCCAGCAGCUUCACUGGCUUCCAGUUAAAUUCAGGUCCAUCUUCAAAAUUCUCCUCCAUACCUUCAAAGCUACCCACAACCUCUCUCCUCCAUAUAUCUCAGACCUUAUAAAUAUUCACACCCCGUCCCGUUCACUCAGAUCUUCUUCUUCCAUCCAUCUUGCGGUUCCUUCUGCCCGUCUCACUACCAUGGGGAGCAGAGCUUUCAGCCGCUCUGCUCCCCGUCUCUGGAACUCACUUCCCCCAGACAUCAGGAACAUCGACAGUUUUACCUUUUCCAAUCAAAACUCAAAACACACAUGUUUAAAUCUGCCUACAACCUCUGAUUUUAUUGAACUGUUUCUCUCUUUGUUUUUUCUUGUUUGGGUUUUAUUAUUGUUUUAUUGUAUUUUAUCACGUGUUUUCUGUAAAGUGACCUUGGGUGUCCUGAAAGGCGCUUUGAAAUAAAAUGUAUUAUUAUUAUUAUUAUUAUUAGCUCUGAGGGCAUCCAUGCUGUUGGCUAGUGUAAACACAGGUCGCACACGUGAUGUCAGCAUUUGUUUGUCGCGGAAAGUGACGUUGCGGACCUUAAAACUCCGGUUUUGUCUGUCCACACGCAGACACCCAAAACGGAGAAAACGCAGAUCUUCACUUUGGCCGGAGUUUUUAAAAAGAUCCGUUUUCGUGUGAAAAAACUCUGUUUUCGUGUGGAUGACAGGCCAAAACGUAGAAAAAUUAUCUACGUUUUGGCAGAUCCCCGGCUACGUGUGGACGGGCCUAAAUGUCAUGAGCCGGGGUGAGUACUCAUUCUCUUAAACAUCUCUGAGUCUCUUGCCAGGAGAGGGAGUGCCACCAGCUGUUCCUGAUCUGCAAUCAGCGGGGUGCUUCCUGCUUAAGGUGGAUGGAGGACACAGUUCGAUGCCGGAAGAUUGCCACAGCUUGGUAGUAUCCAGCCGCUCGUGUAUUCGCUAUCUCUAGGAUUAGCUUUUCCAAAAGUGUUUUUACUCUAGGCUUUAGACUUUUUUGGGAUUUUACUAACCUCCAGGAUCUGACUCAGGAUUCUUUCUCCCCUCCAGGAUUCCAGUGUUUUUCCUCUGGUCACUGUGCUUUAGGAUACUCACCUCAGGACUCCUGGGUUUGGAAACUCCGAUCCUCCAGGACCCACUCACCGUUCUCAAUAAUUCUCCCCAGACAUUUCGGCUCGGUGUCUCCCAUCCACCGGGACGCCCUGCUUGUCUUCGCCUGUGCUCCCUCUCCUGCGCUCUCCCCGGCUCUCGACCUGCUCCCUCCUCCAGCCAGCUACUCUCACCUUACUGUACGUUCAUUGAACUAACCUGGGACUAAAAUGGACCUCAGGAACUGAAGUCAUACUCGCCAGUGUUCUCCCUCCUCCAGACGCAGAGCUCCCGUAUCUGCCCCAACCACUGACUCUCUAGUGCAUCUUCAGUUUCUUAUUUUGAAAAUAAAACAAAUCCACCCCCCCCCCCAUCUUUGGUUUGUGUUGUGUUCUGCAUGUCUUGGGUUCACCUUCCCCAAACAUGACACUUAAAAAGGGGUUGGCAUAAUAAGCUUGUGUUUCAGCCAACACCUUUUGAUUGGCCUUGUUUGUGUGUUACUUUGUCUGAGACAGCCUUUAAUUCAAUUGCAGUGUGAUAUUUUAUUGCUAAUCAAUAAAAACUAAAAUCUAA